Sapajus apella (tufted capuchin) is the source of this 3825-nucleotide messenger RNA. It is a transcript of the gene SMAD6, whose product is annotated as SMAD family member 6. Lineage: Eukaryota; Metazoa; Chordata; Mammalia; Primates; Cebidae. Gene Ontology annotation, cellular component: heteromeric SMAD protein complex. The transcript has 4 exons. Gene Ontology annotation, molecular function: transcription regulator inhibitor activity; I-SMAD binding. The record is from RefSeq and is a predicted model, not a curated record. Gene Ontology annotation, biological process: transforming growth factor beta receptor signaling pathway; anatomical structure morphogenesis; regulation of transcription by RNA polymerase II. The coding region runs from base 1169 to 2638 and encodes 489 amino acids.
GGGCCCGAGCUCCGCCCGCCCCGGGAGCCGGCCCCUUGGAGCCUCGGGCCCUGCAAUGGGACGUGUUCUCCUUUAAGAGUUAAGAAACUUGAAACCUUGUUUGCGCAACAAUCAGCGCCGCGGAGCCGCCAAAGUGUCUAGACUGGCAUAUGAUGGGAGGCAGCCAAUGACUCCGCGGCGCUCCUCCGGGGGCCCUCAGUGUGCGUUUGAGGAGAACAAAAAAGAGAGAGAGAGCCGAGCGGGGGAGCGAUCGAGGGAGCCGAGCCGAGAGAAAGAGCCGCCGGGCGCUGCCUCGCCAGACCUCGCUGGGACCCGGGGGCCACCGGGAGGCACUUUUGCGGAGGGGGGAGGAGGGGCGACCUCGGCAGCCUCCGCGCCCGGAGCGUCCGAGCGCAGCGUGGGGCGGGCUGCGACCUCUGCCUCGGUGGACUGCAUUUUAAAUUAAGGAUCCCAGCAGCUCUUUGGGAUUUUUACAGCUUCCACUCAUGUGCUGACACCCGCGUCCAGGAGAAACUUGCUCCAAGUGCAUCUAGCGCCUGGGACCUGAGACGGAGUUGGCCUUUCGUGCAUGCAAAUCCAGGGAUUUAGGUUUUGUUUGGGAUUUCCUUUUCUUUCUUUCCUUUUUUUUUUUUUUUCCUUUUUUCUUUUUGCAGGGCGUAAGAAGGGAGCUGGGGGUAUCAACAAGCCUGCCUUUCGGAUCCUGCGGGAAAAGCCCAUGUAGUUAAGCGCUUGGGUUUAAAAGGCAAGGCUUUCCAUACACAUUUGGGAGUUCGGCGCGAGCGCUUUGUGCUCAUGGACCAGCCGCGCAACUUUUGAAGGCUCGCCGGCCCAUGUGGGGUCUUUCUGGCGGCGCGCCGCCUGCAGCCCCCCUAAAGCGCGGGCGCUGGAGUUGUCGAGCAGCCCCGCCGCUGCGGUCCGUGUAGCCCCUGGCCGCGCGCGGACUGCGGCUCGGCGUGCGCGUGUUCCCGGCCGUCCCGCCUCGGCGAGCUCCCUCAUGUUGCAGCCCUGCGGCGCCCCUUCGACGACAGGCUGUGCGCGGUCUGCGCGGCGCUCCGCGGCGGAGCUUCAUGUGGGGCUGCGACCCGCGCAGCCGGCGCCUCGCUGAGGGAACGGACCCCCGGUAAUCGGAGACCGCCUCCCCCCCACCCCUGGCGCCAAAGGAUAUCGUAUGUUCAGGUCCAAACGCUCGGGGCUGGUGCGGCGACUUUGGCGAAGUCGUGUGGUCCCCGACCGGGAGGAAGGCGGCGACGGCGACGGCGGCGGCGGCGACGAGGAUGGGAGCUUGGGCAGCCGAGCUGAGCCGGCCCCGCGGGCACGAGAGGGCGGCGGCUGCGGCCGCUCCGAAGUCCGCCUGGUAGACCCGCGGCGGCCCCGGGACGCAGUGGGACAGCGAGGCGCCCAGAGCGCGGGGAGGCGCCGGCGCGCGGGGGGCUCCCCCAGGCCCUUGUCGGAGCCGGGGGCCGGCGCUGGGAGCUCCCUGCUGGACGCGGCGGAGCCGGGAGGCCCGGGCUGGCUGCCCGAGAGUGACUGCGAGACGGUGACCUGCUGUCUCUUCUCGGAGCGGGACGCCAGCGACCCCCUGGCCGGCGCGGCCCUGGAGCCGGCGGGCGGCGGGCGGAGUCGCGAAGCGCGCUCACGGCUGCUGCUGCUGGAGCAGGAGCUCGAAGCCGUCACGUACUCGCUGCUGAAGCGGCUCAAGGAGCGCUCGCUGGACACGCUGCUGGAGGCGGUGGAGUCCCGCGGCGGCGUGCUGGGCGGCUGCGUGCUGGUGCCGCGCGCCGACCUCCGCCUGGGCGGCCAGCCCGCGCCGCCGCAGCUGCUGCUCGGCCGCCUCUUCCGCUGGCCCGACCUGCAGCACGCCGUGGAGCUGAAGCCCCUGUGCGGCUGCCACAGCUUCGCCGCCGCCGCCGACGGCCCCACUGUGUGCUGCAACCCCUACCACUUCAGCCGGCUCUGCGGGCCAGAAUCUCCACCACCUCCCUAUUCUCGGCUGUCUCCUCGCGACGAGUACAAGCCACUGGAUCUGUCUGAUUCCACACUGUCUUACACUGAAACAGAGGCCACCAACUCCCUCAUCACUGCUCCGGGUGAAUUCUCAGACGCCAGCAUGUCCCCGGACGCCACCAAGCCGAGCCACUGGUGCAGCGUGGCGUACUGGGAGCACCGGACGCGCGUGGGCCGCCUCUUCGCGGUGUACGACCAGGCCGUCAGCAUCUUCUACGACCUACCUCAGGGCAGCGGCUUCUGCCUGGGCCAGCUCCACCUGGAGCAGCGCGGCGAGGCGGUGCGGCGAACGCGCAGCAAGAUCGGCUUCGGCAUCCUGCUCAGCAAGGAGCCGGACGGCGUGUGGGCCUACAACCGCGGCGGGCACCCCAUCUUCGUCAACUCCCCGACGCUGGACGUGCCCGGCGGCCGCGCCCUGGUGGUGCGCAAGGUGCCGCCCGGCUUCUCCAUCAAGGUGUUCGACUUCCAGCGCUCGGGGCUGCAGCCCGCGCCCGAGCCCGAGGCCGCCGACGGCCCCUACGACCCCAACAGCGUGCGCAUCAGCUUCGCCAAGGGCUGGGGGCCCUGCUACUCCCGGCAGUUCAUCACCUCCUGCCCCUGCUGGCUGGAGAUCCUCCUCAACAACCCCAGAUAGCGGCGGCCCCGGCGGACGGGCAGGUGGGGGGCCGCGGCCCAGAGACACAGCCCCCACGGACGAGCACCCCCAGAUAGCAUCUACCUAGAUUUAAUAUAAAGUUUUAUAUAUUAUAUGGAAAUAUCUAUUAUACUUGUAAUUAUGGAGUCAUUUUUACAAUGUAAUUAUUUAUGUAUGGUGCAAUGUGUGUAUAUGGACAAAACAAGAAAGACGCACUUUGGCUUAUAAUUCUUUCAAUACAGAUAUAUUUUCUUUCUCUUCCUCCUUCCUCUUCUUUCCUUUAUAUAUAUAUAUAUACACACACACAUAUAUAUAUAUAUAAAAUGAUACAGCAGAGCUAGGUGGAAGAGCCUGGGCUUGGUGUAUGGUUUCUGAGCUAUGAACGCGCAGACAAAAGCUAAUACCAGUCACUCGAUAAUAAAGUAUUUGCAUUGUAGUUUUUUUUUUUUUUUUUUAAACUGUCUUCUUUUUACGAAGAGGGGCAGGUAGGGUUUCAGCAGAUUUCCAACCCGCCAUGUACUCUGAAACUUCACCUCAGUUCGCAAGUUUUACUUUUAUUGGAUAAAGAUAGAACAAGUUGAAAAGGGAGGAAAGUCACAUUUACUCCGAAGUAAACCAGAGAAGGUUCUGUUGUUCCUUCCUGCCCACGGCUGUGGUGUGUCUCUCGGAUAGGGAUGGGGGUGGGGAAAGGGAGAACACACUGGCCACUUUAUCAUGGACAAGCUCUUCCAGUCUGAUGGAGGAGGUUCAUGUCCUAGCCUAGAAGGGCCCAGGCCCACACCCACCAUCUUUGAGCUAUGAGCAAGCCUGAAGAAGACGCUAUUGCUCACCACUUUGUGGAAACAGCCUGGGGAACAAAGACUGAAAUGGGCCUUGAACCCACCUGCUGCCUUGCAGAACCAUCUCGAGCCCAUGGUGAGUAGAUUCUCUUAGGACCUAGACAGGCUAUUUCCCACCCCCAGCCAAAAAUAGCUCAGAAUCUGCCCAUCCAGGGCUGUAUUAAUGAUCUAUGUAAAGGCAGAUGGUUUACUUCAACUUUGUCAAAGGGAAAAGUCGAGGUUCUGGAAGAAUAAAUGACUUGCUCAUGAGACAAAAUCAAGGUUUGAAGUUACAUCAAAUUGUAGGACCAGAGCCAUAUCAUUAGAUCAGCUUUCUGAAGAAUAUUCUCAAAAAAAAAAAAAAAAAAA